Molecule: messenger RNA, 995 nt
Organism: Dichomitus squalens LYAD-421 SS1
Lineage: Eukaryota; Fungi; Basidiomycota; Agaricomycetes; Polyporales; Polyporaceae
Exons: 6
Coding region: 63-995 (310 amino acids)
Source: RefSeq, a predicted model, not a curated record
GAGCUAACAGCUUGUACUCACCGUCACUGCCCACGAGACUGUAGAGUCAGCGCUUUCCAACGAUGUCUGACACACUCGACGUUUGCCUCAUCGAUCCGAAUCUUGCGCCACCUACCCGACCGCCCAGCGCGCUCAGCACGAACAGUGACACCUCCUACUUCGCGUUAUACGAGGAGUCCGAGUCCGAGCAGGUCGACCCAGAUAACCGCCCUCCUGAGUACCUCCCUCGUCGCAUCGUCGUUGAGACCAUCCGCCGGCAUGGAUGGGAGUGCCUGCUCUGCGGGCGGGGAGACGACCUGACGGUCGUGCGUGCGGUGCUGCAGCACGAGAACGAAGGUGCCAGCGAAGACCCGAUCUCGUGGCUGAAGUCCUUCGGCCUUCUUCCACCUGGGUAUGAACGCGACGACUGGACGAAUCUGAUGACCCUGUGCGGGUUGCAUGCGAGAGCAUACGACGAGGGUGUCUGGCGUUGGGUGCCGUGUGCGAAGUACCGACGACAAAUGUUUAGCGCCCUUCCCGCUCGCGCGAACGCUUUGGAGAAUGGAGAUGGAGACGUCACCAUGACCGAUGAUAUCGCUGACGAGACUUCCAAGGAACUCGACGACUCCUCACUGAGUCCUAUCUCUCCGUCCGACGCGGGGGUACCCGCCGAAACUCUCGUCGACGACGGCAUUUCGGGCACUACCAGAAAGACGGAGAUUCGCUUCCAACCCUCCGCCAUGUCAUCCGAUUUCGGCUCGCAGAUGGAAACCCCUCAAUUUGACGUGCUCGUAUUGCGACCAGAAUCGAUGCCAGCUGUCCCGAACGCGCUUUCAAAGUCAUCCGCCGCUGUAUGGCGCGAGUGGCGAACGCUCAUCCUCAACCCUUACGUCGCCUAUGCAUCUUCCUUGGAGGUGAUCGGGGUCGCAGAUUCGGCCUCGCAAGAUGUCCUAUUGCAAGGAGUGUCCAAGGAGUGUUUGGAUAUACGAUCAAGGUGGGAAGCCGUUGCCGCGUAG